CUCGCCUCACCUUACUACGACUCUAGCUUUUCAAAAGAAGUUAAGAGUUCGUUAUAUUGAUUCCAUGAAUGUUUAAUCGAUACUUCUGGGUAGCGUUGAUAACUUUGACGUAUUUUAGUAAGAAAAAUGACCGAAGCCAUUGAAGAGCAGUUUUCCGGUGAUUCGGAAGAAGACAUCGAAACAAUAAAGAAUAUGAUCAAAAAAAUAAGACUCGAGAUUAUGGCACAUGGUGAGGAGGAAUACGAUUCGUACGAUCCGGAGAGUCAGCAGAAGGUGGAAUUCAAUAUUCAGAUAAACCGGGUGACGCUGAUUUUGCAGGAGAUGUCAGAAACUAUGGAGAUAUUGUUUUGUUUACCAAUGAUGUGUAGCAAUCAGGAGUUGAUUCAACGACACUUCGAUCUUAACGAGCAGGACACAUUGCGGGUAUUGUGUAAAUAUAUUCACACGAUGGAUGGUGGUAGUAAUGUACCAACUGUUGCAAAGGUGGAAGACAUUCAAUUUCACUCAACUAAAUUCAUUGAGUUAGUUGUAAUGGUAUCUAACAAGGACCUUCAUAGCGCUAUCCUUGGUCACUUGAAAAUGCUGCCUGCGAUAUAUCGUAAGUUUUUAUCCAACAUUCGAGAGUUCCGCAAGUUUACCAUAACAAAAAUGAAGAUGACGGCUAAAAAAGAUUUGGCAAAGGAAAAGAUCCUGCACCGAAUGUGGCAAACGAAUCAGCGCAACAUCAAGGAUAUCACUAGAAUCGAACGUGUGCUGGAAGAUAAAAAGAGCUCUUUUCAGUCUGAAAUUGACGAAAAAGCUGCCAUAAUCAGGAAAUACCAAGCGGAGAUCCAACAGUUAGAAGAGCAGAAUAAAAAACAAAUCAAUGCUUAUAUCAACAUCUCCGAUAUGGAAUUAUUUCGUUAUUUUGAGAGUAGUGACCAACGCUAUGAGAAUCUCAUGCAAGACGCCAAUCGCAGAACUCAACAAUACCAAAGUACUCUGGAGGAAGAUCUGCGUAUAGAAAAAGAGAAUCGUUUGAAAAAGACUCAAUUGACUCAACAACUGAAACUGCUACUAAACCGAUACGACAAGGACGCUGGCGAACGAACAAAGGAACUAAAAGCGUUGGCAGAUACUUUUCACGAGCGUCAAAAAGAGUUUGAUCAAUGGAAGCAGACAGUAUUCGACCCUCAAGAAAAAAAAUAUUACGAUGCCAUUGAAGAGAUGCGACUCGACGAGCUAAGGGCACAACAGGAACUGGUGCGCGCCUUUAUGCAGACACGGGCCGCCAAAAUACUGCAGCGAGCCUGGCGCGCCGUGGCAGAGCGGAAACGUAAAAUGCGUGGUCGUCGCGGAGGACGCCGCAGCAAAGGAAAAAGGUAGUGCUCAUAUACCCAAGCAACCGAAAGUUCCACAAUAUCUGAAAAAAAUUAAAACAUUGUGAAUGCAGAACUUUUGACAAUUUGAAAGUUCUGCGUAAGCUUUUUCGUUGUUUAAAAGUACGUAUGAAAUUUUGGCAACUUCAAAGUGCAGAACCAGUUCCGAGCAAACAUUCACGUUGCUUAAAAGUUGAACCAUGUAUUCCAGAAGCUUCUCUUCAUUUAGUUGCCUCGCGUUGAAGGUUCACGUGUGGAUAAUUCCUGAAAAUUGACUAAUUAGAAUGUUAUACAGGAAUUAUAUAUGCUUUUAAAAAAAUUGAAAGGACUAAAUAAUUUGUGUUUUUUUUCUUCGUUUAUCUAUUAACAGUAAGAAAAGAGUGAAUUUUUAGAACGAAGCAGCAUUUUUCUCCAAAGCAUAAGUCUUUUACUUACGA
Molecule: messenger RNA, 1795 nt
Organism: Malaya genurostris
Lineage: Eukaryota; Metazoa; Arthropoda; Insecta; Diptera; Culicidae
Product: myosin-13-like
Exons: 5
Coding region: 127-1365 (412 amino acids)
Source: RefSeq, a predicted model, not a curated record